CCCAUGACAGCCAGUGGCCAUCCGAGAGCCAUCUCUAUUGAUAUCGACUCUGGACGGCACUCUUCACGCCAUCGGCCAGCGAUCGGGUCUUAUAAAGUGGUCUCUGAAUGAGUCGCCGAUUCUUAAGUUACCAAACAUUGAGAACAUCACUCGUCAGCACAGGAGGAGAAACCUAUUCCUUCCCGACCCUAAAGACGGCUCACUAUAUCUCUACAAUGGCUUCAGUGCGGCGGACACGGAGUCGGACGACAGGGAGUCCUUAGAGAAGCUUCCCUUCACUAUCAGUGAAUUGGUGUCUUCGAGUCCUUGUCGUAGUUCUGAUGGCAUUCUAUACACCGGCAAAAAGAUCGACGAAUGGAUUACAAUCAACGCC
This is a messenger RNA of Oppiella nova, 373 nucleotides long. The record is from the annotation of a GenBank genome assembly. NCBI's taxonomy places the organism in Eukaryota, Metazoa, Arthropoda, Arachnida, Sarcoptiformes, Oppiidae.